AUGGCACAACAAGUUCAGCACGAUCAAGAAACUACUCUAUUAAGAACUUGGAUGGCAGACCACCUUGCUCCUAAACUAGGAAUUCCACCUCCGCAUCCUCAUCCGAUUCCUCCUCCUUCUCAAGUUCCUCAUCCUGGAAAAUCCUCCUCUUCAGAAGGAUCUUCUCCCUCCUUAGCCUCUUAUCUAGUUCCUUUGACGAAUGAAUUGGAUGAACCAUUACACUCUACAUUGUAUUUACUUUCUGAUGACAAGUUUAAGAAUAGGGUCAAAUUAGAUUGGCCCCCUCCAUUUCACGAGGAUGACAGUUGUAUUCAUAUUUUGAGUUUUGUGGCUGUUAAUGGGAUGAGAGGCUCUCGUACACAAAAUGUGUAUUUUGGAACCCUGCUACAGAUAAAUUCAAGAGAUGACUAUAAAGUGAUUCAAAAAUUAGUUUUCUUUGUUGAUGACAACGUAGAUGUGCCAUGUGUGGAACCUAUUGGUUUCUCCCCGAUAUGGGAGAUAUAUAGUCUAAGAAGUAAUUCUUGGAGGAAACUUGAUGUUGACAUGUCUUAUCGUAGGACGUAUGAUGAACUGUACAUGGAUGGAGUUUGUCAUUGGUGGAGUAUAAAUGAUUACGGUAGUCUUAGUAAUGUUGGGCCAUGUUUGUUGUCAUUUGACUUGUGCAAUAAAGUAUUCCUUACAACACCUUUUCCCUCAGACAUGGUUGAUCGUUUUGAUAUUUUACACUUGGUGUUGUUAAAUGGAUCCAUUGCUUUCAUAAUAUAUGACAAAGCAACUACUUUACACAUAAGAAUAUUAGGCGAACAUGGUGUGAAAGAGUCGUGA
This is a messenger RNA of Cicer arietinum (chickpea), 825 nucleotides long. Lineage: Eukaryota; Viridiplantae; Streptophyta; Magnoliopsida; Fabales; Fabaceae. The record is from RefSeq and is a predicted model, not a curated record.